Molecule: messenger RNA, 3534 nt
Organism: Drosophila gunungcola (fruit fly)
Lineage: Eukaryota; Metazoa; Arthropoda; Insecta; Diptera; Drosophilidae
Gene: Klp10A
Product: kinesin-like protein Klp10A
Exons: 5
Coding region: 498-2909 (803 amino acids)
Biological process (GO): microtubule-based movement
Molecular function (GO): ATP binding; microtubule motor activity; microtubule binding
Source: RefSeq, a predicted model, not a curated record
UGGGCGCACAACAACGACAGUAACGGGAUUUGGGUUGGCUGAACAACGAUCCUACGCUCGUUCCCUUAUUACUUUUCCCCAUUUUCCUACUGUUCCUUCUGUUCUUUUUUUUUUUGUUUACCGUUGCCAGACGCAACGAAAACGACAGUUGGCAUUUGAAUUCGUUUUGAGCACACACACACACACUGGCGUAGGCCACCAAGCAGCGAACACACAUGCACACAUACUCCAGAAACGAAACAGACGCUGUCGGCGACCUCGACAAGCAGUUCCUGCGAUUAAGCCAUCAUUGCCUCAAACUCUGUGGGGAGCUGCCGUUUCAUUCCAACACAUUUUGCAUUGCAAAUACAUAAGCAGAAGCAAGUAGUUCUACGACUAACGGAACUUCUCGCCAACCGCCAAGCAGUCGAGGUCCGUGAAGCAGUGCUAGGAGAAUCACACACCAAAAGGACUUUCAGUAAAGCGGACCUUCUUCACACAAGAUCAUCGACCCUAAAAUGGAAAUGAUAACGGUGGGGCAGAGCGUCAAGAUCAAGCGCACGGACGGCCGUGUCCACAUGGCCGUGGUGGCGGUGAUCAACCAGUCGGGCAAGUGCAUCACAGUCGAAUGGUACGAACGGGGCGAAACCAAGGGCAAGGAGGUGGAACUAGACGCCAUACUUACGCUCAAUCCGGAGCUGAUGCAGGACACCGUGGAGCAGCAUGCCGCCCCGGAGCCCAAGAAACAGGCCACCGCCCCGAUGAACCUCUCGCGGAAUCCCACUCAAUCGGCCAUUGGUGGCAAUCUCACCAGCCGCAUGACCAUCACCGGCAACAUGCUGAACAAGAUCCAGGAGACCCAAUCGAUUCCGCAACCGCUGGGCAACAGCAAUAGCGUCAAUACGAAUAGCAACUCGAACACCACAGCCGGCGGAGCCUCCUCCACCACCGGGUUGCAGCGACCGCGCUACUCGCAAGCUGCAAUCGGCCAGCAGCAGACGAGGAUUGCCUCGGCAGUGCCCAACAACACAUUGCCCAAUCCAGGGGCGGCAGCAGCGGCAGCAGCUCCAGCAGCCCAGGCUGCUGCUCCGGCCAGCAACACAACCCAGGGAGCCGGCGGAGGAGCUCGCCGAUCGCAUGCCCUUAAGGAGGUGGAACGUCUGAAGGAGAACCGCGAGAAGCGACGUGCUCGCCAGGCCGAGAUGAAGGAGGAGAAGGUGGCCCUGAUGAACCAGGAUCCGGGCAAUCCCAACUGGGAGACGGCGCAGAUGAUACGCGAGUACCAGAGCACACUGGAGUUCGUGCCGCUGCUCGAUGGCCAGGCCGUCGAUGACCACCAGAUCACUGUGUGCGUGCGAAAGCGACCCAUCAGCCGCAAGGAGGUCAAUCGCAAGGAGAUCGACGUGAUCUCGGUGCCGCGCAAGGACAUGCUCAUCGUGCACGAGCCUCGCAGCAAGGUCGACCUCACGAAGUUCCUGGAGAAUCACAAGUUUCGCUUCGACUACGCCUUCAAUGACACGUGCGACAAUGCCAUGGUAUACAAAUACACAGCCAAGCCGUUGGUCAAAACCAUUUUCGAGGGCGGAAUGGCGACGUGCUUCGCCUACGGCCAGACAGGAUCCGGCAAGACGCACACCAUGGGCGGCGAGUUCAACGGAAAGGUGCAGGACUGCAAGAACGGCAUCUACGCCAUGGCGGCCAAGGACGUUUUUGUGACCUUAAAUAUGCCACGUUAUCGCUCCAUGAAUCUAGUCGUUUCGGCCAGCUUCUUUGAGAUCUACAGCGGAAAGGUCUUCGAUCUUCUGGCCGACAAGCAAAAGCUGCGCGUCCUGGAGGACGGCAAACAGCAGGUGCAGGUGGUGGGCCUCACCGAGAAGGUGGUGGACAGUGUCGAGGAGGUGCUGAAGCUCAUCCAGCACGGCAAUGCUGCCCGCACCUCCGGCCAGACGUCGGCCAACUCGAACUCGUCGCGUUCGCACGCCGUCUUCCAGAUCGUUUUGCGGCCGAUGGGCUCCACCAAGAUCCACGGCAAGUUCUCGUUUAUCGAUCUGGCGGGCAAUGAACGUGGGGUGGACACCUCGUCGGCCGACCGACAGACACGCAUGGAGGGUGCCGAGAUCAACAAAUCGCUGCUGGCCCUCAAGGAGUGCAUCCGGGCCCUGGGCAAACAGUCGGCCCAUCUGCCCUUCCGUGUCUCCAAACUGACCCAGGUGCUGCGCGACUCGUUCAUUGGCGAGAAGAGCAAGACCUGCAUGAUCGCCAUGAUCUCGCCGGGACUGAGCUCCUGCGAGCACACGCUCAACACGCUGCGCUAUGCGGAUCGUGUCAAGGAGCUGGUGGUUAAGGAUAUCGCCGAAAUCGGCCCUGGCGGCGACAGCGAGACCAUCGAGAUCAUGGACGACGACGAGGAGGAGGAGCUCAACCUGGUGCAUCCACACUCUCACCAGCUGCACCAGAACACGCAUGCGCCGGCCUCCCAGUCGCACAACCAACGUGUCGGCGGUCCAGGCUCUCAUCUCUCGGGCCCCAGUAUUCACAACAAUAAUAACAACAAUAACAAGAACGGAAACGCUGGAAACAUGGACCUGGCCAUGCUGAGUUCGCUGAGUGAACACGAGAUGUCCGAUGAGUUGAUUGUACAGCACCAGGCUAUUGACGACCUGCAGCAGACGGAGGAGAUGGUGGUGGAGUAUCACCGCACCGUGAACGCCACACUGGAGACUUUCCUCUCCGAGUCGAAGGCGCUGUACAACCUGACCAACUAUGUGGACUACGACCAGGACUCAUACUGCAAACGGGGCGAAUCGAUGUUUUCGCAGUUGCUGGAGAUCGCCAUUCAGUGCCGGGACAUGAUGGCCGAGUACCGCGCCAAGUUGGCCAAGGAGGAGAUGCUUUCGUGCAGUUUCAACUCGCCGAACGGCAAGCGUUAGUUCCCGCACCCAACUUUCACCCUAUCUUUUUUUACACAACACCCCCCUCCCUCCCCUUUGGCUUCCCAUCUUUGUUUGUUGAAUGCAAAAUAUGCACUCUCACUAGAAUUUUACAUUUUUUGUUGCAACCUCGCUCUUGGCCCCCUCGCAUUUGGAUACCAUCGUCAGCUAUGGAGGAUUUGAUGUGGGGGUCGGGUGGCGGGUGGCGGGUUUACUCCUACACAAAAACUUGAACGGACCCAAGCCAAGGGACCGAAGACCACAGAAGUUCUUAUAUACAAAGCAUGUGUAAGUCCAAAUAUCCCGAUUGCUUUGGCAUUUUUAACGAUGAUGUCGUCGUCUAACGUAUUAAUAAAAAAUUUCUGCAUCCGUUUUAAGAAACUUAAAUGUUCAAUUAUUGAUACAAACAAAAGAAAGACUUGUCACAGCCCCCUAUCUCUUAUUCUCUGUCUAACUCGAUAACGCUGCGAGCUGGUUUUAUUAAGUUUUAAACUACAUUCAUAAUCGAGGAGGCGCACUGUUGAAAGUCUGUUAAAAUAUAUACUUUAUGAACUAAGCACGGGAACACAGAUUUACAAUGACAGCAAACACACCAAUAACAAAUAACAGCAAAGCCCACUAAAAA